This is a messenger RNA of Cuscuta europaea, 449 nucleotides long. The record is from the annotation of a GenBank genome assembly. Lineage: Eukaryota; Viridiplantae; Streptophyta; Magnoliopsida; Solanales; Convolvulaceae.
GGCGGAAGACACGGGCCGCAGCAGUACUACGCACCACCAGCUUCUACGGUGCAUUCCAGCCAGUCCGGGCCGAGACCUGCAGGGGGUGCUCCUGUUCCAAGACUUCCUAAUGAUGCAUCUGGUUUCCCAUCUUCGGAGGGUAUUCUCGGGUCUGUUCCAUCCCCAGUUGUGUGUCAAAUUUGUUUUUCUGCAGGUCACUCUGCGAUGCAUUGUCUGUCUCGUUUUUCACAAACUUCUGCACCUGCGUUGAUUACUUCAAGUGGCGAAUCCAAUGAUGUUUUGUGGUAUCCAGACUCCGGUGCCUCUGCUCACAUGACCUCUUCUGAAGGACAAACUUUCGGGGGCAGUUCUUCUUCAGGCGCGACAUAGUGGUCAUCUCUACCCUAUCAGUCUUACAUCAUCUACACCGUUAGCUCUUGCCACAGUCACUUCUCCUGGCCCUGUGUGGC